Tupaia belangeri chinensis (Chinese tree shrew) is the source of this 1328-nucleotide messenger RNA. It is a transcript of the gene CTSW, whose product is annotated as cathepsin W. The coding region runs from base 130 to 1227 and encodes 365 amino acids. Gene Ontology annotation, biological process: proteolysis. The transcript has 10 exons. The record is from RefSeq and is a predicted model, not a curated record. NCBI's taxonomy places the organism in Eukaryota, Metazoa, Chordata, Mammalia, Scandentia, Tupaiidae. Gene Ontology annotation, molecular function: cysteine-type peptidase activity.
GCAGCCCGAGCUCUAGGGGUCUGCCCUCCUCCCAAACCUGGCUUCCCCUUCAAGGUUUCUCUGGCCCCGCCCCUCCUGCUUGAUCUGCACAGCUUCCUGCCUCCGGAGCCCACUCCCGGCCACACCACCAUGGCACCAACUACUCACCUUUCCUGCCUCCUGACUCUGUUGGCUAUAGACCUAGCCCAAGGCCUCAGGGGUUUCCUUGGGGCCCAGGACCCAGGUCCCCGGCCACUGGAGCUGAAAGAAGUCUUUGCGUUGUUCCAGAUCCAGUACAACCGGAGUUACUCCAGCCCAGCAGAGCAUGCUCGCCGCCUAGAUAUCUUUGCCCACAACCUGGCCCAGGCUCAGCGGCUGCAGGAGGAGGACUUGGGCACAGCCGAGUUUGGAGUGACUCCAUUCAGUGAUCUUACAGAUGAAGAGUUUAGCCAGGUUUACAAACAACCAAAGGUGCCUGGAGAGGUCCCCCGAAUGGUCAGAAAGGUAAGGUCUCUCAAGCAGGGAAAGCCAGUGCCCCCUACCUGUGACUGGAGGAAGGCCCGUAUCAUCUCGCCCAUCAGGAACCAGAAAAACUGCAGUUGUUGCUGGGCCAUGGCAGCAGCGGACAACAUCGAGGCCCAGUGGGGCAUCAGAUACAAUCAGUCCGUGAAAGUCUCUGUGCAGGAGCUGCUGGAUUGUGGCCGCUGUGGGGAUGGCUGCAAAGGUGGCUGGGUCUGGGAUGCGUUCAUAACUGUCCUCAACAACAGCGGUCUGGCCAGUGAAAAAGACUACCCAUACCAGAGUAACGUCGACCCCCAGAGGUGCCGGGUCAAGCGCAACAAGGUGGCCUGGAUCCAGGAUUUCAUCAUGCUGCAGGACAACGAGCAGAUAAUUGCCCAGUACCUGGCCAGCCAUGGCCCCAUCACUGUGACCAUCAACAUGAAGCCACUGAAGCAAUACCGAAAGGGUGUGUUUGAAGCCACACCUGCCACCUGUGAUCCCUGGCUUGUGGAUCACUCUGUCCUGCUGGUGGGUUUUGGCUCAAGCAAAUCAGUGAAGGGGAUGCGAGCAGGGACAGCCUCAUCCAAACCAUACUGGAUUCUGAAGAACUCCUGGGGGGCCAAGUGGGGCGAGAAGGGUUAUUUCCGGUUGCACCGAGGAAGCAAUACCUGUGGCAUCGCCAAGUACCCACUCACCGCCCGUGUGGAGCUCCCAGAUCAGAGGCACCCAGUCCACUGCCCUCCCUGAACCCUCCUGCUGUGCCAGCUGCCUCCUUGCCAGCCUCACUCCGAGGUUUGUGCCCGUUCUCCCAAUCUUCUUAAUGUGGCUUCAAUAAAACCAGAUAAAGA